UGGGAGCCGCGUGUCCGCUGGCGGCCACCGUAGGGGCCGACUCCGCCGCUGCUUCCGCUGCCUCCGCAGAACAAGCCGCGUGCCAUGAAGCCAGGAUUCAGCCCCCGAGGAGGGGGUCGGGGUGGGUUUGGAGGGCGUGGAAGAGGUGGUGACCGAGGGGGACGAGGAGGCUUUGGGGGCCGAGGAGGUUUUGGGGGACGUGGCCGUGGCGGCUUCGGAGAUCGUGGUGGCCGAGGAGGUGGUCGAGGAAGCUUCCAAUCACCUGGUGGUCGGGGCAGGGGCACCCCCCGAGGACGAGGCCGGGGUGGUAGAGGAGGUUUCCAAGGAGGAAAGAAGGUCACUGUAGAGCCUCAUCGACAUGAGGGAGUUUUUAUUUGUCGAGGAAAGGAAGAUGCUCUGGUCACAAAAAACAUGGUGCCUGGAGAGUCGGUCUAUGGUGAGAAGAGAAUCACCGUGGAGGACGGCGAGGCGAAGUUGGAGUACCGUGCUUGGAACCCCUUCCGAUCAAAGCUGGCUGCGGCCAUCCUGGGCGGAGUAGAUCAGAUCCACAUCCGACCUGGGGCCAAAGUACUCUACUUGGGAGCCGCAUCAGGCACUACGGUCUCGCAUGUCUCAGACAUUGUGGGCCCUGAAGGUCUGGUCUAUGCUGUUGAGUUUUCUCAUCGAUCUGGCCGAGACCUCAUCAAUGUGGCCAAGAAGAGGACGAAUAUCAUUCCCGUCAUUGAGGAUGCGCGACACCCCCACAAAUACCGAAUGCUCAUUGGGAUGGUGGAUGUGAUUUUUGCUGAUGUGGCCCAGCCAGACCAGUCCCGAAUCGUGGCUCUCAAUGCACACAACUUCCUGCGCAAUGGUGGACACUUUGUGAUCUCCAUUAAGGCCAACUGCAUAGACUCCACAGCGACCCCCGAGGCUGUGUUUGCCUCCGAAGUCAAGAAAAUGCAGCAGGAAAAUAUGAAGCCCCAGGAACAGCUCACCUUGGAGCCCUAUGAGCGAGAUCACGCUGUGGUGGUGGGCGUGUACAGGCCGCCCCCCAAGCAGAAGGAAGUGGCUGCCAAGUAGCUGUGGCCUCUGCUGUCCCCGCCCCGUCCCCCUCCUUUUCUACUGUAGCUGUUUUGUGUCAGAUCUUUGUAUUUUCUAUUAAAAGGUGUGACCCCAUGUGA
Messenger RNA from Vombatus ursinus (common wombat), 1160 nucleotides. It is a transcript of the gene FBL, whose product is annotated as fibrillarin. The record is from RefSeq and is a predicted model, not a curated record. NCBI's taxonomy places the organism in Eukaryota, Metazoa, Chordata, Mammalia, Diprotodontia, Vombatidae. Gene Ontology annotation, biological process: rRNA methylation; box C/D sno(s)RNA 3'-end processing. Gene Ontology annotation, cellular component: box C/D methylation guide snoRNP complex; small-subunit processome; Cajal body. Gene Ontology annotation, molecular function: RNA binding; histone H2AQ104 methyltransferase activity; rRNA methyltransferase activity. The transcript has 9 exons. Bases 85 to 1059 code for a protein of 324 amino acids.